Messenger RNA from Danio aesculapii, 952 nucleotides. RefSeq names its product stonustoxin subunit beta. Gene Ontology annotation, molecular function: protein binding. The record is from RefSeq and is a predicted model, not a curated record. The transcript is spliced from 3 exons. Bases 134 to 715 code for a protein of 193 amino acids. Lineage: Eukaryota; Metazoa; Chordata; Actinopteri; Cypriniformes; Danionidae.
UGUGGCUGCAGGUCUGCAAUCAUCAAACUCUCAUCUAAAGGAACUGAACCUGGAGUUCAGGAAAAGAUUCAGGAGUGAAACUGCUCUGCACUAAAGAGACCAAACUGCCAACUGGAGAAGCUGAGCCUGUAUCAUGGAUCUUAACGGAGAGACCGUGGUUAGAGCAGAACUACUCAAAUAUGCCUGUGAUCUCACACUUGAUCCCAACACAGCAAACAAUAAUUUAAUUCUUCUAGACGACAAUAAAAAGUUGGAGUGCGCUUCAGAGCCGAUGUCUUAUCCCGAUCAUCCAGACAGAUUUACCGGCCUCCCGCAGGUUCUGUGUAAAGAGCGUCUGUCUGGACGCUGCUACUGGGAGGCCGAAUGGAAAGGGCAGGGUGACAUAGUGGUGUGCUAUGAAGGAAUCGGCCGGAAAGGAGAAAGUUCUGACUGUCGAUUCGGAGCCAAUGACAAAUCCUGGAUCAUGAGCUGCUUUAUUGGGGAGAAACUGAUCGCCUGGCAUAAUUGUAUAGAAGGUUUAAUUCCUCUCCCAACAACUCCCCAUAACAGAAUAGGGGUGUUUCUGGAUGAGCCGGCUGGUAUUUUGUCCUUCUUCAGUGUCCCUGAUGAAAACACACUGAAUCGCUUGUACACGUUCAACACUGCAUUCACUCAACCCCUCUGUGCCGGAUUUGUGCUUUAUACGGAGUCAGUGACUCUGUGUGAUCUUAAAUAAAUAAGUAAAUAAUUAGACCCAAUUAAAAAGGUUCUUUAUUUCACCUCUACAUAAGCUUCUUACUAUUUGAAGCACACAUGAAAAACAAGAGAUUUAAACAACAAUUGAACUAUUACAUAAGAUAAAAGAAUAAAUGAAUUGCCACACUAACACCUCACAACACACUAACACCUCACAUAAUUGCAUACAUAUAUAUUUAAUCCCAGUUUGUACUUUUGUUUUGCACUUUUUACUUGU